AAAAAAUUGAAAUUUUCUGUUAUGUAUGAAGAUGAGAUGUCCUUUUUUUGCAGAGAAGAACUACUUUCUGUCAGGGCCGCCCGACAAGUGUCUGCGAGACACAUUGCGAACUUGUCGGCGGCUGACAAGAAGGAACUACUUGCGCGGAAGCGGGUGAAGGAGCUGCAGCGGGUGCUCCUUCCGGAUGCGCCUCCGCGCAAGCGCCGCACUUUAAAUCCUUCUCCUGAACGGGAGCCACCACAAAUGGCGGCAUCAGCGGCGGCGAGCCAGCCCGCGCCGCCGGCACUACUGGUGCCAGGUGAGCACGAGUAUGCUAUGCCGUCUACAUCACGGCAGCCCACGCCACCGCCACUACUGGUGCCGGCUGAAGACAUAUAUGCUAUGCCGUCAACAUCACGGCAGCCCGCGCCGCCGGCACUACUGGUGCCAGGUGAGCACGAGUAUGCUAUGCCGUCUACAUCACGGCAGCCCACGCCACCGCCACUACUGGUGCCGGCUGAAGACAUAUAUGCUAUGCCGUCAACAUCACGGCAGCCCACGCCACCAACACUACUGGUGCCGGCUGAAGACAUGUAUGUUGGCAGUCCAGUGGAUAGCGUACAGUCCGACGUACCUAGUGUUGGAUAUGAAACUGUUGUCGCGAAUACUACGCCCACGCGUACACGCACGCGACACAGUUUAACGGAUGAUGCCAUCACGUCUUUUGUUAACGAUAGUGACUUUGACGACUCUGACUCUGACGAAGACAUACUUCGAAUUCCGACGACUGACAGACUAAUUGAGACUGGUAACCUGGCAGACCUGACGCCUCAGCAAGAGGCAUUUUUACUUGCUGAGGAUUCAGCGAACGACAGAGCUUGCCAAAACUAUUUACCUGACGACUGUUUCCAGUUUAACUGGAACAAGGACGUGACUACGUUUAAAGGUCGGCGCGAGGAAUUUUCUGGGAGUCCUGGCCCGACUUUUGACGUGACAGACAUGACUCCAAUUGACGUAUUUGGGAGGAUGUUCGACGUCGACUUCAUCGACCUUCUUUGCGAAGAAACAAAUAGGUAUGCUUGUCAGAGGAUAAGUAGAGGCACACAUUCUGCAAGUAGUCGUCAAAAUCGGUGGUCUCCCACAAACCGACCAGAAAUUAUUUCAUUCUUGGCUCUAAUGAUUCUUCAGGGGCUAUUCCCCCUUCCCAGAGAAGAAUCAUAUUUCUCUUUUAAUGGUUUCGGUACGAUGCCUUAUUUUUCCAGAAUUAUGAGUUACAACAGGUAUAACCUCUUAAAGGUUAAUCUACAUUUCGUAGACAACGACAAACUGACAGACGCACCGUCAAGAUCUAAAUUAUGUAAAAUCCAACCAGUGACUGACUAUUUUAACGACAAGUUUUCCAGCUUGUACUAUCCACGGCAAGAGAUAGCCAUUGAUGAGUCGUUGCUGAAGUGGCAUGGUAGACUGAGCUUUGCUCAGAAAAUCAACACCAAGGCGGCGCAAGUAGGCAUCAAAACCUAUGAGCUAUGCGAGUCAUCAACUGGUUAUCUUUGGCGGUUUAUAGUAUACGCUGGAAAGAACAAACCGACAACGACGAUGACAACGACGAUGACUGACAAUAAUGACGACGAUGACACUGACCAGACAGAACAAUCAAGCCAGAACGAACAGACAGAAGAGACAAGUAACAUGACUGACUUUACACCGACCAAUGCGACGGCCAAAAUAGUUUUUGACCUGAUGGAGCCUCUGCUUCAUCGAGGUCACACGCUAAUAAUGGACAAUUUCUACAAUUGUCCAUUGUUAGCGCGAUGCCUAAAGCUGCGACGAACUGACUGUUACGGGACUCAACGACUGAACCGGGAAUUUAUUCCCAGUUCUUUACGGACCAUGACAAAGACUGACUUGAGGCAAGGUGAAGUCGUCGCCAGUUACUGCAACGAUUUGUCGCUUAUGGUAUGGCGAGAUUCGAAUUUAGUUUCGAUGAUCUCGACGUACCAUAAGCUGGAAAUCGGAACUCGGACGAAGUACAAUCGAACUGCUUUUAAACCAAGCGUGGUUCUUGAUUACAACAAGAACAUGGGUGGUAUUGAUCGUAAAGAUCAGUAUUUAUCUGCUCAGCCCCUUGAAAGAGUCAGGAACCGCGUAUGGUACAAAAAGUUGUUUCGACGAUUUUUGAAUGCUGCUGUAUUUAACUGUUUUGUUAUAUACAGCAGCAAACAUAAAAUCUCUCAUCGUCAGUUCCGUACAGUGCUGGCGGAGUCUUUACUGAAGACAUACAGACAGAUUGACCUGACGACAGAGACACGACAUAUAACAAGGACAAGGACCACAGGCUCGACUACGACUGAAACACAACAAAACGUGGUGGCAAACCUCCGACAUCGGCCGACUGUGGAAAGUGACCACUUUCCCGUUCACGCCGAUCCACGCACACAUACACAACAGAAUCGGACUGUAGCUGCGGAACUAAACUCUGGGAGAUUGAAAAUACUAUCGCAAAACUCAAUCGCGUCUGCUACACUACUACUAAAAGUUAGAGACGCAAGCACUAUCGCUGUCCCGCAAACUGAGAGUGAGUGUCGUACGGCUGUUUUAUCUGUCGAUGGAGAUGAUCGUCCCCUAUCAAGUCUCGCUACAACAAGUGAGCUAACCCUGCAACAAGAAUUGGAAAAGGAGAUGGAAAAUUGCAAAGAGAAGAAAAAGGCAAUGCCUCCGAACGACGAAUUUGAUAUUUUAGGAUUUGUAAUGACUGAAAAAGCUAUAUACGACAACAGAGGUGAAAGAGGUGUUUCAAAAUCAACAAUUAUAAACAAUGAGUAG
Colias croceus (clouded yellow) is the source of this 2802-nucleotide messenger RNA. RefSeq lists its product as uncharacterized. The record is from RefSeq and is a predicted model, not a curated record. The transcript has 11 exons. NCBI's taxonomy places the organism in Eukaryota, Metazoa, Arthropoda, Insecta, Lepidoptera, Pieridae. Bases 22 to 2802 code for a protein of 926 amino acids.